AUGAGUUCCUCCUCGCUGCUGGGGGAGAGCUCCCUCGAGCCCCCGGUGCUGCUGAGCGACAUCAAGACGGAGCCCCCCGAAGAGCUGCUGGCGACCGACUGCAACCAGCCUCAGGCCGAGCCGGUGGACCUGUCUCUGCAUAAGCCCAAAGGCUCCCUGCAGCCUCCCACCAUCCGCUCAGCGCCCCUGCCAGCUGCACCGCCGGCCCCCGUGGUGUCCAUGUCCCCUGCUGGGCUGGGCUCCUCGGCCAUCCCCGCCGUGCUCUCCCCCGGCUCCAUCCUGGCGUCCACGCAGGGCAGUGGCGGGCAGCAGAUUCUGCACGUCAUCCAUACCAUCCCUUCGGUCAACCUGCCCAGCAAGAUGGGCAACCUCCAGACCAUCCCAGUGGUGGUGCAGUCCCUGCCUGUGGUCUACACUACCAUGCCCAGCGACGGCGUCACCGCUGCCAUCACGGUGCCCCUGAUCGGGGGAGACGGCAAGAACGCUGGAUCUGUGAAAGUCGACCCCAGUUCCAUGUGCCCCAUGGAGAUCCAGAGCGACAGUGAGGACAGCGCCUCGGAGAGCGGGCCGGCCUCCUUUCCCGGCCCACAGAAAGAGUGAGUCAUGGCCCAACCGCCCCGGACGGAGUCGCCUGACCUGAAGAAGAGGCGGACCCACCAAUGCGACUUCGAGGGGUGCAACAAAGUUUACACCAAGAGCUCCCACUUGAAAGCACACCGGAGGAUACACACUGGAGAGAAACCCUACAGGUGCACCUGGGAGGGCUGCACCUGGAAGUUUGCUCGCUCUGAUGAGCUGACCAGGCAUUUCCGCAAGCACACGGGCAUCAAGCCCUUCCGCUGCUCGGACUGCGACCGCAGCUUCUCACGCUCCGACCAUCUGGCUCUGCACCGCCGGAGGCACAUCAUGAUGUGAGCAGGCCUGCAUCCCAUCAGCCCCUGA
Messenger RNA from Protobothrops mucrosquamatus (brown spotted pit viper), 942 nucleotides. It is a transcript of the gene KLF8, whose product is annotated as Kruppel like factor 8. Gene Ontology annotation, molecular function: DNA-binding transcription factor activity, RNA polymerase II-specific; RNA polymerase II cis-regulatory region sequence-specific DNA binding. NCBI's taxonomy places the organism in Eukaryota, Metazoa, Chordata, Lepidosauria, Squamata, Viperidae. The transcript is spliced from 4 exons. Gene Ontology annotation, biological process: regulation of transcription by RNA polymerase II. The record is from RefSeq and is a predicted model, not a curated record.